Messenger RNA from Pseudomyrmex gracilis, 3522 nucleotides. RefSeq names its product protein split ends-like. Bases 263 to 3430 code for a protein of 1055 amino acids. The transcript is spliced from 3 exons. The record is from RefSeq and is a predicted model, not a curated record. NCBI's taxonomy places the organism in Eukaryota, Metazoa, Arthropoda, Insecta, Hymenoptera, Formicidae.
ACCGCCGGCUGUGGUGGUGGUGGUGGUGGUACCGGGUAGGGAGAAACGGGCCUCUGGGCCCGAUCCGUCUUCAGUUUCCAUGCGAGGCUCCGCUUGGUAUAUCGGUCCGGGCACGUCCGAUCGUUUCUCUCGAGCGGUGGUCAUGUCGCGAGUUAGCCACGUCUAACUGCGAGAACCCGGCCGGUGAGAAAAGUGAUUGUGUGAACUUCCCCGGGCGGACACACGAGGAAGAAACCGAGGAAGAAAGACGGACAAUCGCAACAUGCGGUUUACCAAGCUGACAUUCUUAGCAGCGACGCUGCUCGUCGCCGCGAUUCUCGCCAAGGAGGACGGCUCGUCAUCAAAGAACCGUGAUAAGCGUCAGCAAUUGGCUUAUCACCUGCGAAAGAGCGGACGUUUACCGCCGUAUGCGGUGCAGAUGGAACCGAUAGUGCAAUAUUCUCAGAGAGAUCCGCUGUAUAAUCCAUUGGCCAGUUCAAAGAGUGACGAUCUAUACGAAGAGACUCCGUUGAGUUACUAUCCGCAAGAGCCCGAGCCGAUUAUCGAGAUUAUCAUCAAGGAAUCCAACGAGUCUCUUCCAACUCCGGUACCACCACCGCUUUCUUCUUCACCACGACCCAAGGAACCUAUUCAGGUGUUCUAUGUGAAGUACGAGAAGAAGAAAGUCUAUGGCGACAAAACGCGCGUUGUAUACGAUCCGCCGAUUCCCGCACUGACGCCAGUCGAGGAACACGAAGAGAUCAAACCUGAUAAUCCGACGUCCUAUACGGAAGAAUCAAUACAACCGGCGACACCAGCACCUCCUCCAGAACCGUCGACGACCUUACGCGCCAUUAUUCGACCCGACAGCGAGGUGUAUCAUUCUGGCAGCAGCGGCAUCCGCGUGACUUUCGGCACUGAACAGCUGUCACCUAACAGUCACAACAAGCGCAGUGGUGGUCUAGACAAGCCCGACAGCGGAGAUGCGCAAGAGCAACAGCAACAACACAACAGCAAACCAACAGCGUCACCGGGAGCGCCAAAGAGACAGCAUGGUCCGUAUCAACCGUUAAAUCAGCCGCCAUUGCAUUCGCCACGAGUACCGCCCGCGUUUCCGCAGCAGCGCAUAAUUAACUCGUUCCCGCCUCAACCGCAGUUUUUGCAGCAGCAGCAGCAACAACACCAACCGCCGCACCAUCAAGCACCAUUUCAGCAAGCGUUGAGAAAUCCGUCACCGACGCCAUCGAGAGCGCAGCAGCGGCAUCCUAUAACGAUCCAAGGUCUUCCGGAAGUGCACCAACGCGCGCCUUUCAACUUCGGUCCGCCGCCGCAUCGCGUCAGUAUCAAUCAUCCGCAACAACCGGGAUUUCCGUCCACUUUGUCAUCAGUGUCGCAUCAGAAUGUAAAUCUACAAAAUCAACCGCUGCCCUUGCCACAAGGCAAUUUUGCGGAACCGCCUCCGCAGCAACCGUUGUCCAUCAGACCAAAUAAUUUCAACGGACCGGAGCUUCCGCCGCAGCAGUCGCUGCCUCCGUUCAAGCAACAGGAAUUGGAGAAGCAACGAUAUCACGAGCAACGACGACAACAGGAGUUGCUUAAACAACGCGAACACCAACGUCAACACGAGCAACAUCAGCGAUUCUUAGAACAACAGAGACAGAUCGAGCAACAGAGAUUGUUGGAACAGCAAAGACAGCAGGAACGUCAGAGACAACAAGAGCAUCAACGUCUGCAGGAACAGCAGCGGCUGCAGGAGCAACAACGACUGGAACAAGAGCGAUUGCAGGAGCUGCAGCGCGUGCAGGAACAACGUAGACGGAAACAAGAGCAGGAGCAAAAGUUUCUUCAGGAACAGCAACGGUAUCAGGCACAGCUCAAAUACAAUCAGGAGCAACUUCAACACAAUCAAGCGCAGCUUCAGCAGCCACAAGUAUCGCUGCAAAAACCAGCGGGUGAAAUAUUUAAGGCCGUUCCAAAACUGGAGCAGCAUUACGCGAUCAGAGAGAAUCCUCUUCAUCCUGGUCCGUUCCCACCGAAUCCCGCGUUGUUGCAACCGACUGCGUUCCCUGAAAUUUCCCAGAACCAGUUCGCCUCCGCACAGCCGUCUAAUAUUCUUCACGAUUCGCUUAAUUCACCACCAAAUCGUUUUAUUUCCGGCGAAACUUUGCAACAACAACAUCAGCAAUUAAACGCAAAGCAUCAGUCUUAUCAGAAUCAACAGAACUUUUUCUCGCAGACGAACUCUCAACAACAUCGACCCUUGAGCACUUCUUCUCAGUAUCAAUCGAUAUGGGGAAAUCGGCCAACGUUCCAAAACAAUCCCACACAAAAGAUUUACGCUACACCGGUUAGUCCGUCCGAGGAAUCUAACCCGCCAUUUAGUUCAACCGCUAAGACAUUUUUGUCGACAACGCCGACAACGGUUGUCACGACUACAACCACGACCACAACAACGACCACCGAAGCGCCAACCACGACGACGCUCUCUCCCAACAAAGUAGCUAAGAUUCAGGAGAACAUCGCCAAUUUGCCGGACGAGGUGCCGGAUGACAUCAGGGAGCAGCUGUUGAGCUCCGGUAUUUUGGGCAACGCCGACAUUCAGAUCCUCGACUACGACAAAAUCGGCGACAUACCGAUCGACAAACUGCCACCGGAGGCUCUAGCAAAUUUCUAUGGCGCCGGAGGCGAUGCGGCAAUUGCCGCCGGCAGCGCGCCCGUGCCGGCCAUCGCCAAGAGGCCGCCAACGAAGACGACGCAGCUGAAGAAGACGACGGUGACCAACAACGGUGCCGCCGGCAGUGUGACCAAGUUUGAGCAGGCCACUUUGCGGCCCGGCGGUGUCGAGAUGAAAGUAGUACACUUCGAUCCGAAUACGGAGCAAGGCCGAGCCGUGGCGGAGCAGCACAUACGGGAUGACGCGACUCGACUUGAGCCGGUGGCCGUGGGAGUGCGCGACGACGCCGCGCAAUACAAUCGUUACCUGCCGCUCAAGGUGAGCGGCGCGUCCUUCCCGAUACCGGACGUGCCGGAGCUCAACGGCCGUAGGAUCACAAGCGUUGUGGUGCUGGCGCCCGUCGACUACAACUUUCCCGACGCGGAGAAAGAAAUCGCGGCAGAAUCACAGCGGCAGGGCAGGAAGGCCGGGGGCGACGCGCAGCCGAUAAAGUUUCUCGCCGGCGACACCCUCAAGCAGCUCGUGAAGAAACCAUCCGCGGAAAACUACAAGAAAUGGCUCGAGCAGGAGAGCCGCACCGAACCGCAGAGACAGUCCGUCGUGCUCUUGGUGACCAUGCUGAGAAACGACGACGGUCAGAAUGACAAGGAAAUCUUCAUGUACGACGUGACCUCCGGAUCCGUCAGCAAACUUGCUGGCGAUCUCUCAACAGCCUUCGUAGACGCUGCCGAAAGCAACUCCGACGGCACUGACUCUUUUGAAGAUUCCACGUUCUAAAGAAUAUUAAAGUUGUCUUGAAACAAAAAAAUUUAUCCGCAAAAAUAAUGUUUAAAACUCGUUUGAAGUUAAAUUAAAUUAUUGAAAUUUAU